Messenger RNA from Gilbertella persicaria, 1492 nucleotides. RefSeq lists its product as uncharacterized. Lineage: Eukaryota; Fungi; Mucoromycota; Mucoromycetes; Mucorales; Choanephoraceae. The transcript has a single exon. The record is from RefSeq and is a predicted model, not a curated record. Gene Ontology annotation, molecular function: single-stranded DNA binding; ubiquitin protein ligase activity. Gene Ontology annotation, biological process: DNA damage tolerance; protein monoubiquitination. Bases 363 to 1295 code for a protein of 310 amino acids.
CGGUUUUGGUCUCGAAUUACACAUAACUUUAAACAUGAAAACAAAGAGUUUUCGUCCAGUCUUUUUGAUGAAUACAGUACAUUGCCAGUGUUCUUUAGAGGCACUUGUUCUGCUUAUACAGUUAAUACAGAAAGACUCCAGAGAGCCUCUAGACGGUCUAUGGAUCUCUUUAUUCAAACAUGGUAUUCAGAAAUGGAAAAAGUUUAUCUUCAGAGUCAAAAAGCAGUGGUUGCCUUGGAACUUCAAUUACAAGCAUUGUCACACGGUUUAUGCAUGAUUGUAACUUACAAAAAAGAAAAGAGAGACCUUUUAUUAAUAUUCUUUUCUAGUCUUCUCCAGUCAAGAACCCUGAUAAAAAUCAAAUGGCUCAAGCCCAUCAGUUCAUUACAGCUUGUUUAAAAGAAUGGGAUAACCACUUUACUCGCUCAGUUAACAUUAUUACACAAAUCAAUGAUGUACAUCAUUUACAGUUUUCAAAAGCAUCUAUACAACACAAGGUCAAUCUAAAAGAACGAAAUAAAGCAUUAUAUUCAUGUCAGCAGAGCCAUCAAUACCGAAUUAAACAAGCCAUCCCUAUAGGCUACCUUAAACUGGAUGAAUGCAUGCAUCAGUUCUUUUGCCUGGAACAAGAUUUACUUCUCUACCAUCAUUAUGUAUCAAGUCAAUUCAGUUUGUUAUGGGAUCUGGGAGGUUACAUGAAUUCAGCCAUGGAAUCAAGAUGGAACCAUAUGCAAUCCUUGUCCUUGAUGCAUUAUCAGCGACUUCAACAUCAACUCAAGAAGACUUUGGAAACCAACGCCCCAGUAGCUCAUGAUUAUACGUGCGCUGUUUGUCUUGAUCUUUUUCAAGAACCUACUGUCUUGAGUCCUUGUAGACAUACCUUUUGUCGGUCAUGCAUUCAGCGCUGCUUUUGUGCUCCAUGUCAUCAACACACGCAACGGAAACGAACUCGGUUAGCUGAUAAACUAGGCAUCCGUGUACGGCCUGCUAUUUAUUGUGAAUGUUAUAGCGUGAAUGAGGCUACACGUCCAUUCUGUCGCCGAGGUACAUGUCCUCUAUGUCGACAGCUGUUUACAGCAGAUCAAUGUAGUCUGGAUAUCAAACUUGAAAGGUUUAUGGGACUCUAUUUUCCAGAGCGAGAGGAAAAAGAACAUGAUAUGCAAGACAAUAGAGGACGAGUUUAUGACAAGAUCCAGAGAUGGUCUUGUCGACUUGCACAAGCUCAUGAAACAUGUACAGAAGAUGUACUACAGAAUGGGAUGCUGUUACUUGCAAGGCGUUCAUGGAUUUUUUAAUGUUACAUCAGCGUUUUUUUUUCUAUUGUUUUUAUAUUAAAGAAGAAGAAAAAAAGAAACAUAAAAUAGAGAUAAAGGAAAGUGAGUGGUAUAGGGAAAGUAUGGAUGAAAGUGGGGGUUAUAAUAUAAGAUAGUGUAUAUGUAUAUAUAUAUAUAUAAGAACUACAAUAAAGAUAAAAGAUUGGAGAAGGGAGAGU